Gamsiella multidivaricata is the source of this 1410-nucleotide messenger RNA. RefSeq names its product Calreticulin family-domain-containing protein. The transcript is spliced from 2 exons. The record is from RefSeq and is a predicted model, not a curated record. Gene Ontology annotation, biological process: protein folding. Gene Ontology annotation, molecular function: calcium ion binding. Lineage: Eukaryota; Fungi; Mortierellomycota; Mortierellomycetes; Mortierellales; Mortierellaceae. The coding region runs from base 1 to 1410 and encodes 469 amino acids. Gene Ontology annotation, cellular component: endoplasmic reticulum; endoplasmic reticulum membrane.
AUGAAGGCCACACUGUUGCUCGCGUCUCUCGCUAUCGCCACCGUCGCCUCGGCUGCUGGUCAGACCUACCUCGAGGAGACCUUCUCCGAUAACUCCUGGGAGGAUCGCUGGACGACUUCCUCAUCAAAGGAUAACCUCGGCAAGUUCGCGCUCUCCUCUGGGACCUUCCACCCUAACAAGGAUUACGCCCAGGGAUUGCAGACCACUGAGGACCACCGCUUCUACUCCAUCUCGGCUCCCUUCUCGACCGUCGCCGACAAUUCAAAGGAAGAUCUCAUUGUCCAGUACACUGUCAAGCAAGAGGUCGCCCAAGAGUGUGGUGGAUCAUACUUGAAGCUGCUUCCCGAAGGUUACGACGCCAAGACCUUCAACGGCGAUUCUGAAUACGCCAUCAUGUUCGGUCCCGACGUCUGCGGUCCCGAGAACCGCAUCCAUGUCAUCUUCAACUACAAGGGCAAGAACUAUCUCACAAAGAAGACCCAUCCCGUUCCCAGGGAUAACAAGACCCACUUCUACCGCCUGACUGUCCACCCCGAUCAAAAGUACUCGCUCGUGGUCGAUGGCGAGACUCAGGCCGAUCAUGUCUCGCUCGAGGAGCACUGGGAGAUCUAUGCCCCUCGCACCAUCCCUGACCCUGACGACAAGAAGCCUGCAGACUGGGUUGAUGAGGACCAGAUCGAAGAUCCCACCCACGUCAAGCCCGAGAACUAUGACAAUAUUCCACGCUACAUUCCAGAUCCUGACGCCACCCAGCCUGAGGACUGGGACUCUGAGGCUGACGGCGACUGGGAGGCACCCGAGAUCACUAAUCCCGACUUUGAGGAGUGGGGCCCCAAGUACAUUCCCAACCCCGAGUAUAAGGGCGAGUGGAAGGCCAAGGACAUCCCCAACCCAGAGUUUAAGGAGGAUCCCGAGCUGGCCCACUACAAGAUCGGCGGUAUUGGUUUUGAUCUCUGGCAAGUCAAGGGCGGCAGCAUCUUUGAUGACGUUGUUGUCACCUCAGAUGCUGAGGUCGCUGACAAGUUCAUGAACCAGUGGAAGGAGAACUUUGCCAAGGAGAAGGAGAUUGUCGCUGCCUUGGAUGAGCGGAAGAAGAAGGAGGAGGAAGAGGCUAAGAAGGCAGCGGAGAAGGCAGCUAAGGAAGCCUCUGAGAAGGACAAGCACGACGAGCUCGAUGAGGACGACGAGCCAGUCGCCAAGAAGGCUGAGCCUGAGGCCGCCAAGGAAAGUGAGCCUGAAGUUGCCGAGGAGGAGACUAAGGAGGCCGAACCGGAAGUCGCCAAGGAGGAGACUAAGGAGGCCGAGCCGGAGGUCGCCAAGGAGGAGACCAGAGAAGAGGUCAAGGAGGAGCCUAAGGCUACCAAGAAGGAGGAGAAAGACUCUACUGAGACCAAGCACGACGAACUGUAA